Messenger RNA from Neomonachus schauinslandi (Hawaiian monk seal), 1034 nucleotides. RefSeq names its product chromosome 1 C3orf62 homolog (gene C1H3orf62). Lineage: Eukaryota; Metazoa; Chordata; Mammalia; Carnivora; Phocidae. The record is from RefSeq and is a predicted model, not a curated record. The transcript is spliced from 4 exons. Bases 81 to 848 code for a protein of 255 amino acids.
UCCUGGGUACAGUGGCCCGUCCAGUUUCUCUCCGUUGGCUUGAGAAUGGGAACCUCUCCCUUCUUGCCGACUUUGGGGAAAUGUCUGAAAAACUGAGAAGAUGCAGAAAGGAGCUGACUGCGGCCAUUGACCGGGCCUUUGAAGGCGUCAGUCAUUCCCAGGAGUGCUCGGGCCGGCGGAGGCUGGAGCUGGACGCCGCGCCGCUCCCCUUCCCCGUCCCUGUGCACCGGCUGCUCGGCAGGAGGCACCCGCGGGCAGCCUCCUCCUCCGCGGCUCCUUUCAUUCCAGUCGCGUGUGCUCCGGAGAACGAGAGCCCUGCCUUUGCUCCAAACCAUGCCCCAGGGAAUGCACAGCCGCUAGGCUUAUGCCCGAAAAGAAAACCUCUGACCAGUAAGGAAAACCUACUGAUGCAUUCCUCCGUUUUGGCACCCGAAAGACCGUUUUGGAGAGCCGCGGGAGAUGGGGAGAACUGGAGAAAAGACAGCCUAAGGAAAGAUAUGGAGAAAGAUUUGAAGAUUGACUCAAACAUGCCACUCAGCAAUUCUAGCCAAGAGAUCACAAAGGAUCUGCUUGAUAUGAUCGACCAUACGAGCAUCCGAACUAUUGAAGAGUUGGCUGGGAAACUAGAAUUUGAAAACGAGCUGAACCGUGUGUGUGGUCGCUGCGGAGAUCCGCCCUUCAGGGAGGAAGCCUGGGCCUUGCUCAUGGACGAGAGCCCUCAGAAGGCCCCGCAUGGCGACUCCGGCAGCCUCAGGCAGACUUUCGAUGAUCACAAUAUCGUCGAGACUGUGCUGGACUUGGAAGAGGACUACAAUCUGAUGACCUCUUUUAAAUACCAGAUCGAGUAAGGGCCGUCGGCCGGAGCUUUGGUUCUUCCCAGAAGGAGGCUGCGGUUGAGGCUGUGGUCAGUGCCGCCGGGGGCCACUGCCCCGGGGCUGGCAGGAUCGGAGUGACCACACCCUCUUGAACUUCUACUUGUGUCCCUUUUUAAGCUGAAAGCCCAAUUUUUUUUUAUUCUAUUGCUUUGAAUUGUU